This is a messenger RNA of Helianthus annuus (common sunflower), 984 nucleotides long. Its product is annotated as vegetative cell wall protein gp1-like. The record is from RefSeq and is a predicted model, not a curated record. The transcript has a single exon. Lineage: Eukaryota; Viridiplantae; Streptophyta; Magnoliopsida; Asterales; Asteraceae. Bases 1 to 984 code for a protein of 327 amino acids.
AUGGCAUCAUCUGGUAGUGGAGUAUCCGAUGCGAGUGACCCGAGGGCUUUUACCUUUGAUGACGAGAUGGCUACCGAUUCGGGAGUUUACACCUCAGACACCACGAGCACCGAUGAAGACGACUUUCAGCCUUUUGCCCUACCGAUCUUCGGAGAUGAUGUACCCUUAGCUGACGGCCCACCUGGAGAGGACCUACCCCUUGUCCCAAUCCCUGCCCCUCUCCCCUUCGCUGCAGUUCCCUUCGAGGAACAACCUAUCAACGCAUUACCCGAUGGUGACAUCGACCUGCUCAUCGAGGGUCCCUCGGAGGGAGACCAGGAUGGUAGGGCCCCGGUGGAGGACGGUGUUCCACCUGAUGAUAUCCCAGAUGUUGAUCCUUUUGUUCCCAUGGUCGAGCUUCCUGGUAUGGAGGUUCAGUCCGAUUCGUCCGCUUCAGGUUCCAUUGAGUCGAUAGCUUCACAUAUCCCACCGUUGGGACUCGGUUCCAUUCCUCGCAUAGAUGCGGAUGAGGAGAUGGAGUUGGAGCAUCCUGCUGAGGCUCCUGCUCAUCCAGAUGAUCCGAUUCCUGCCAUGCUUGUUGAUUAUCAGCCCGCCCCAGUCACUUCCGAGCCCGUUCUUGCCAUCGACCCUGUUACUGCCUCUGAUACACCCGUUGUUGCACCACCAGCCAUUGAGAUGCCCGAUCCCAUGGCUAUCUUUGAUGGCCUUGCACCAUUCGCUACCCACAUGGACCCGAGGUAUGCCCACUCCAGCAAUGGGUGGAUUGAGGAGGAUGACUACCCUCCGUACGUAGUCCCAGUCACUCCCCCUCCUGCACCUAUCGCUGUACCAUUCGAUGCUCCCUUGUUUCCUCCAUCCACAUCCGAUACUCACCGCAUCGACCUUCCUAUCACCUUCCUUCAGGACAUUCCUCCGCCCCAACCUGGGGAGGGAUCCUCGAGUCAGCUUUUCGAGCACACCCCAUUCAUGCCAGAUGUUAGCUAG